AUGGGAGGGCCGGGACUGGCAAUGUGUGAGGAUGUUGGAUGUGAACUCUCUGAGGAUUUAUCCCAAUGCGAUCACAUCCUGGGCAUCAAAAAGCCAAAGGUGGGGAUCAUUCUUCCUGAUAUAGCCUAUGCCUUUUUUCUCUCACACUCACAAGGCUCAGAAGGAAACCAUGCUACUCUUGGACAAGGUCUAGUCUUGGUACUUAAGUCUUGGAUAUUCGACACCGUUCCUCCUAUUGGGUGCAUCUUAUAUGUAUCUGUCCUUGGAUGCUGCCAAGGCUGCAGUGAUUUCCGUGGGGAAGAGAUAGUGACUCUGGGACUGCCAUCAGGAAUCUGCCUCUGGUUUUUGUCUUCACCGGUUCAGGAAACGGGAAGCAUCCACAUGGAAGAAUCGUCGAGCAAAAACACUAAUUAUUCAGAAGAUGAAGAAAAUGAAGAACUUUUAUUAAGAGUGUGGAUAGAGUCCAAGAAGCUAUGGCGCAUAGUAGGUCCUAAUAUCAUCAACCGCUUGGCUGGCUACUCCAUGACCGUCAUUACCCAAGCCUUUGCUGGCCACCUUGGCAACGUUGAACUUGCUUCCAUUUCCAUUGCCACCAAUAUCAUUGUUGGCUUCGGUUUUGCUCUCUUGUUAGGAAUGGCAAGCGCCCUAGAGACGCUAUGUGGGCAGGCCUUUGGAGCUAAAAGGUACCACAUGUUGGGGACGUACAUGCAAAGGUCAUGGAUUGUGCUGUUCUGCUGCUGCAUUCUCCUAUUGCCUGUGUACAUAUUCGCCUCCCCGAUUCUAAAACUAAUGGGACAGUCCGAUGAUGUGGCAGAGCAGUCCGGCGUGGUGGCUCUGUGGCUUAUACCCUUGCAAUUCAGCUAUGCGUUUCAGUUCCCAUUGCAGAGGUUCUUGCAGAGCCAGCUCAAGAACUUAGUGACAUUGUGGUUUUCAUUGGCGGUUUUGGUGCUUCAUGCAGUGACGAGUUGGGUUUUGGUGUAUGAAUUGGAUUUUGGGGUUGCGGGUGUGGCCAUGGCUCUGGAUAUUUCAUGGUGGGUUUGGGGGAUCGGCCUAUUUUGGUAUGUUUCGUCUGGUAGAUGUCCGCAGAGUUGGGCUGGUUUCUCCAUGCAGGCCUUUUCUGGGCUUUGGGAAUUUGUCAAAUUUUCUGCUGCUUCUGGGGUCAUGCGCUGUUUGGAAUUCUGGAGCUAUAGAAUCCUAAUUAUAAUGACUGGAUCCUUAGAGAAAGCAACUCUUGCUGUGGAUGCCUUGACAAUUUGCAUGACUAUAAGUGGGUGGGAGCUCAUGAUUCAUUGGGCCUUCUUGGUUGGAACAGGAGUAAGAGUGGCAAAUGAGUUGGGGGCUGGAAACUGGAAGGCAACUAAAUUUGCAGCCAAGGUUUCUAUGGCAGAAUCUGUCUUCAUCGGUUUAUGCAUAUGUGUAAUUACUAUCAUACUCCAUGACAAGUUUGCAUACAUAUUCACAUCCAGCACUGAUCUCAUCCGAGAAGUUGGUCAGAUGUCGUAUCUCUUGGCAAUGGCAAUUCUACUUAACAGUAUUCAACCAGUCCUGACAGGAAUAGUUGUGGGCACAGGAUUGCAAGCAUGGGUUGCAUACAUUAAUCUUUUUUGCUACUAUAUCAUUGGGCUCCCACUUGCGCUUGUAAUGGGAUGGAUCCGCCACUUGGGUGUUUCGGGUAUAUGGGGUGGGAUGAUCUUUGGUGGAACUGCUGUGCAAACGGUGAUUUUGGGCAUCGUGCUAAUACGACAUGAUUGGGAAAAGGAGGCUCAGAAGGCUAGCCAGCGUGCAAAGAAGUGGAUAACGCCUAACCCUGACAAUCAAAUAGAGGAACAUAAAUAG
Prunus dulcis (almond) is the source of this 1836-nucleotide messenger RNA. RefSeq names its product protein DETOXIFICATION 27-like. The coding region runs from base 1 to 1836 and encodes 611 amino acids. Lineage: Eukaryota; Viridiplantae; Streptophyta; Magnoliopsida; Rosales; Rosaceae. The record is from RefSeq and is a predicted model, not a curated record. Gene Ontology annotation, molecular function: antiporter activity; xenobiotic transmembrane transporter activity. Gene Ontology annotation, biological process: xenobiotic detoxification by transmembrane export across the plasma membrane. Gene Ontology annotation, cellular component: membrane. The transcript has 11 exons.